AUGUCGUCGGACCGACAAACAUCGGAAAGUUCGUCCGCUCCUGGAUCUUCCCAGGAUGUGGCACCUCAAAGUGCCCGUUAUGUUUAUCAACGCUUUCGAAAUAUUCCAAAAAAACAGCUGAAACUCCAGAAAUCACUAGCUAUUAUUGACACUGCUAAAAUCCAAGAUGUGAAAUGUUAUGAUUCCGCUGUACCUUCUGUUUCGAAGUCUACAUCAAGUCCAAAUGUAAAGGAAAAAGGCGUUAAGCCUGCGAGAUUCAUAAUACGACCAAACAUAAUAAAAAUAAGUAGAGAUGAUAUUGGAAAGAAAGAACAAUUAGAUGUCCGAGAUUCAGAAAUCAGUUAUUUCGGACGAAGAUUUCCUGAUGCAAAGUUUGCACGCGAAGGCAGUUCUUAUUUUACUGAAUUCGAAUACAAAAUCACAGAUCCUGAAUGGGCUUUCGAUGUAAAAUCUCUGAAGCUGCAACUCAGGAUUCCAGAGUAUUAUCCAUGCGAACCGAUUACGGAAAAGUUUAUGGAAGCAGAAAAAUGUAAUGCUUAUGUCGCUCUCGGCAAAACUUUUAUUCGUUGGAUAGAUCGCAAUAUCUUGGAAUUUUUUAUCAAAGGUUUGCGAAGAACAAAAAUGAUUAUUGAAGCCGAAAAGGAAGGUAUUAAAUUGCAUCAAACGACUUUUUCAAGUUUGAGCGACGAAAAGGAAAAUAAUGGUCUCAAGACUGAUAAAGUGGAAACAGUAGUUUGUGAUAAUGAUGAAAUCACACAAAGUCGCAUCUGUGAUGGAGUAGGAUUUCAGCCUUCACCCAAGGCAGAAAUCGUUACGGAAGAAUCUAGCUCUAAACAACUAUCAAAAGUGAAAGCCAUUGAAGCCCGUGUUUUUUGGAACGAUUUGAAUGAAAAUAUUGCUACUUUAUCUAUUAUCACAAUGGCUCUAAGCAUCAGAUGUUCAAAAUGUGGCGCGUUAUCUUUCCUGACUUGCUCAGUGAAACAACUUUCUUCGUCACACUGCCAGAAAUGCUCAAAUGGGUUUUCGGUCCAUAUUUCUCCUCAACUUGUACAUCAGAAUUCAAAUGUUAUCGCAUUGCUUGAACCAAAAGGUUGUAUUCCACUAGACUGUGUGCUACUUUCAUCAAAACUUUCUUAUACUUGCUUGCAAUGCAAUAAAGAGGCUGCAGUUGAGAAUGUCACAUAUGGAAUAUCCAGUAAGAGUUGGUGUUAUUGUUGCCACAGUAAAUGUGAGUUUGAAAUUAAAAGUAUUCGAUUUGUUGGUGAUUUUAAUUCGAUUGCGAAGGAAGAUGACUCUGUCCCAAAAAGCAAACAAAAGAAGAAAAAAGUGGAACGAUUAAUGAUGCUAGUUGAAGGUCAACCACUCCCUGAAAAUGGAACAUGCAGGCAUUACAAGAAGAGUUACCGAUGGUUCAGAUUCCCUUGCUGUGGAAAGCUCUAUCCUUGUGAUUUGUGUCAUAACGAUGCUGAAAAAGAACAUGAAAUGAAGUUAGCUAAUCGAAUGAUUUGUGGUUUCUGCAGCAAAGAACAGGUAAUUUUUUAA
Messenger RNA from Cercopithifilaria johnstoni, 1542 nucleotides. The record is from the annotation of a GenBank genome assembly. Lineage: Eukaryota; Metazoa; Nematoda; Chromadorea; Rhabditida; Onchocercidae.